This is a messenger RNA of Fonsecaea nubica, 1974 nucleotides long. RefSeq lists its product as hypothetical. The transcript has a single exon. Bases 1 to 1974 code for a protein of 657 amino acids. Gene Ontology annotation, cellular component: mitochondrion; cytoplasm. Gene Ontology annotation, biological process: mitochondrial glycyl-tRNA aminoacylation. NCBI's taxonomy places the organism in Eukaryota, Fungi, Ascomycota, Eurotiomycetes, Chaetothyriales, Herpotrichiellaceae. The record is from RefSeq and is a predicted model, not a curated record. Gene Ontology annotation, molecular function: glycine-tRNA ligase activity; ATP binding.
AUGGCUGAGAGCACGACCAAGACUGGUCAGCCUCUCGAUCGUUCAGUCCUAGAAUCUCUUCUACGCCGACGGCUCUUCUACACGCCCUCCUUCGAAAUCUACGGUGGAGAACGCGGGCUUUUUGACUAUGGUCCACCAGGAUGCGCACUACAAGCCAAUGUGGUCGAUCUUUGGCGCAAACACUUUGUGCUGGAAGAAGACAUGCUCGAGGUUGAUUGCACCAUGCUGACCCCAGAGGCAGUCCUCAAGACCAGUGGCCACGUCGAUAAGUUUGCAGAUUGGAUGUGCAAAGAUCCAAAGAGUGGAGAAAUCUUCCGCGCAGACCAUUUGGUAGAGCAGGUUCUUGAGGCGAGACUGAAAGCCGAUAAAGACGCACGUGGCCAAAAGGUCGAGGUCGACGAAGCAAAAGAUGCCAAAAAGAAGAAGAAGAUCAAGGACACAAAGAUUGAGAAGCUUGAUGACGCCCUGGUGCAAGAAUACGAGGAGACCCUGGCAAAGAUUGACAACUAUGGAGGUGACGAGCUUGCCGAACUGAUCAAGAAAUACAACAUCAAAGGCCCUUCAACCGGAGCAGAACUUGAGCCACCGAAAGCCUUCAACCUCAUGUUCCAGACCCAGAUUGGGCCCAGCGCCGAUAAACCCAAUGGCUAUCUUCGUCCAGAAACCGCUCAGGGACAGUUCCUAAACUUCCAGAAGCUCCUCGAAUUCAACCAGCAAUCUAUGCCCUUUGCGUCUGCUUCCAUUGGGAAGUCCUUCCGCAACGAAAUUUCGCCUCGCUCUGGGCUUCUCCGUGUCCGCGAGUUCCUCAUGGCCGAAAUCGAGCAUUUCGUAGACCCAGAAGGCGGGAAGAGGCACCCUCGCUUCGAAGAUGUCAAAGACACCAAGCUAUCUCUCCUGAACCGGAAGACCCAGCUUGCGGGAAGCACCAAACCCGACCUGGUGGCUAUCGGGGACGCGGUAUCUUCUGGCUUGGUCGACAAUGAGACUCUCGGCUACUUCCUCGUUAGGAUACAGGAGUUUUUACUCAAGCUCGGAAUUGACCAGACCAAGUUGAGAUUCAGACAGCACAUGGCCAAUGAAAUGGCUCAUUAUGCUGCUGACUGUUGGGACGCCGAACUCUUCACCACCUACGGCUGGAUUGAGUGUGUUGGGUGUGCUGACCGAAGUGCCUAUGAUUUGACUGUCCACAAGGAGAAGACUGGAGCCCCGCUCGUUGUGCGCGAAACUCGAGCCCAACCGCUGAUCGUCGAAGAAUAUGAAGUUGAUCUGGAACGCAAGAAACUUGGACCUAAAUUCCGCAAGGACGCAAAGGCAGUCGAGGCUGCCGUGGACGCCCUUUCGCAGGAUCUGCGCGAGAAGCUUGCGUUAGAGCUGGAGAAGACUGGGAAAAUCGAAAUCGAGACGCCAGGUGUUGGGAGCGGACGAACAGAACUCGAAAAAGAUCUGAUUAAGAUUGAGAAGAGGAAGCGAACAGAACACGUGCGCGAAUACACGCCGAAUGUCGUCGAGCCCUCCUUCGGUAUCGGACGAAUUCUUUACAGUCUCAUGGAACAUGUCUUCUGGGUUCGUGAAGGGGAUGCUGCACGUGGAGUCCUGUCGUUCCCCCCUACGGUGGCUCCCACUAAAGUCCUCCUUGUCCCACUCUCUGGCCACGCAGAUUUCAAGCCCUUCAUCAAGAAACUCACCGCCCGUCUACGCCGAGUCGGAGUCUCCAACAAAGUCGACGACUCCUCUGCAAGCAUCGGCAAGAGGUACUCUCGUAAUGAUGAACUGGGAACACCAUUUGGAAUUACAAUCGAUUUCCAGACGGUCAAAGAUGGAUCGUUGACACUCAGAGAGCGAGAUUCCACGAAGCAGGUGAGGGCGAGCGAGGAUGAGAUCAUCAGCGCUGUCAAGGCCCUGGUCGAUGGGGAGGAGACUUGGGAAGACGUUGUCAAGAGGCUGCCUACGUUCGAAGGACAAGAUCUGGAGUGA